This is a messenger RNA of Centruroides sculpturatus (bark scorpion), 3127 nucleotides long. RefSeq names its product adhesion G protein-coupled receptor L2-like. Gene Ontology annotation, molecular function: G protein-coupled receptor activity. The record is from RefSeq and is a predicted model, not a curated record. The transcript has 6 exons. Gene Ontology annotation, cellular component: membrane. NCBI's taxonomy places the organism in Eukaryota, Metazoa, Arthropoda, Arachnida, Scorpiones, Buthidae. Bases 854 to 2290 code for a protein of 478 amino acids. Gene Ontology annotation, biological process: adenylate cyclase-activating G protein-coupled receptor signaling pathway; cell surface receptor signaling pathway.
UAGAUCGAAAGUACCUGUCAAGUAAUUUUCUGCUGGUUUAAAAGACUGGCUCUUUUAUUAUAACUCUGAAGUAGUUUAGCAAGAUAUAAUUAUUUUCCCUUUUUAGUACAUAUAAAUUAGCAAUUAUGUAAAAAUGAUGUAUUUAAUCCCAAAAUUUCACUCCCUGUACCACAGAAUGCAAGGCUUAUGGAGUAGUCAUAAACUCAUGUGUAAAGAUGAUUAGAAAGCAAGAGAUAUUUGUUGAAUGAAUUUUUGUUAUGUAAAAUCAGUUUUUACAAAUAAUUAUUUUUCUACUGGUCAUAUGCUUUUAAAAUAUGUAUAACCAUGUACUUGCAUGCUUUCACACUGGUAGUAUCUAUAUACUAUAACAAGGAGGUUCUUUUCUGACAUUUUUGAUUAACACAUUUAACAACAGCUGUGAAAAAAAUCUCAGCUCAAAUAUGAUCUGAGUGAUUUAGCAAUCAGCACUUGUCACAUUUAAACAAGUCCUCUUACAUAUUGGCAAUCAAGCAUUCCAGAUGGUUCUCAAAUAGUAAAUUGUGCACAAUCCUGAAAAAAUUCAUUGGAAUACAGCAGUUGAUUUUACUGGUUUAUUUUGCUUUAUUCAAAGAUGUCAUUAUUUGAAAUAUCCUGUAUAAUUUGACAUAUAUAUCCUAAUGCGUCUUAAAAAAUUAGUUCUAAACUGCUGAACAUUAAUUCACUAACUAAAAUGACUUGUUUAAAUGUGACAAACUAAAUAAACUAUUUUCAUGUGUUAAAACUGUUUAAAUUAUUAUAACAUUAAUUUUUAAACUAAAGAAAUUCUUUUUGCUAUUUUAGUACAUUUUAUACUAGAAAUAAAAUAUUAAAUUCAAUGUUUUUCUUUCAUCAGGCUAAUGUAGUGUUCAUAAACGUUGCCAUUUACAUGAUGUGUCGUCAUGCAAAUUUAGUAACUGCUCUCAAGAAUAAAGAACAUGCGAAAUUGACCAAUUUGAGUGAGGAUCCCAACUCACAACAAAGAAUUGUUAUUAUGGCAUGGAUUCGUGGAGCAAUGGUUUUGAUAUUUUUACUGGGCUUGACAUGGACUUUUGGAUUAUUAUAUUUGAAUCAGGAAUCUGUUGUAAUGGCUUAUGUAUUUACAGUGCUCAAUAGCCUUCAGGGUUUGUUCAUUUUCAUCUUCCACUGUGUCAAGAAUGACAAGGUACAAAAAGAAUAUCAAAAAUUUGUCAGACAAAGACAAUGGUUACCUUAUUGUUUCAAAAGAACAAGAAAUCAAGAAAGAAAAUCAAGUUUCUAUGUUCAGUCAAAUGGCACAGUGUCUGCACCACCAACCUCUGGAGAUCAAAGUUCACCUCGUCAAUCCUGGAGUUACAGAAAAGAUAGAAAAUCAUCAACUAGUACUUCAGUUUUAAAAUCAAGUUCACAAGAUCAGAGUCAGCAGCCAAUAGCUUUUCAACAUGGACAAGAAAUGACACUCCCGCACAACAGAUCUAAUACUUGCGGACGUUCUUUUCAAAGAACCCGCCAUCUCAAUAAGUCUCAUUGUGGUAAUAUAGAUGAUUUGUCAAUGGCCGAUUGUUCAGUAAUUGAUUCUGAAUGUGUCACAGAAUAUUGUAAUAAGUUAGGAGUAGCAGCAGAUAUUCAAGGUCAACCUUAUGGACAUCUCUCAGAAAACAACAAAACUCAAUGCAUGGGUGAUCAUAUUUAUGAAAGUAUUGAAGACGAAGCACUACAAGAUGCUCAUAAAUCAACAAUGGUAAGGUGCAAGCCGUGUCAGGGGCACAUACGUCACCAUUCCAGUGCAAGCCACAACUCUUCUGCUAGCAGCAAUGCUGAGCCCGAUCAUCAUCAUCCUCUUCUGCCGCCAGCCCUACCGGAGAGAAAUGCCAUCACUUCGUUGGCACAUGUAUUGAAUUCUGUGCCAAGACAUUCUUCUCUUCCAUCUUCACGAGAGAGACACCGCCGAGUCAACCAUUUGGCCAUUCAACAUCGAGAACCAGUAGAUUACGAGCGGGCGACCAGCAGUAUGCCAGAAAUAAAAGACCAAAUCUCUGUUAGAUCGUCCAUUAGCAGUGCUUCGGGAACAAGUGUAUGUGACCCUUGUCAAACUCAGUCUGCUGCAAACUUCCAAUCGAUGGAAGAAUUGGUACAGUAUCCAGUUGGUCAUUCGGAUGUGACGAGGUAUUCUAGUGAUAAUGUUCAUUUAAUGGCAGUACUGGAAGACAAAGGAGUGGUAAGCAGGUUACACGGUGACGGAACACAUCGUAACUACAACUGCCACAAACUGAGUCAUCUCAGUACAAACUGCUAGCAUUUUCUGUAAAUUGCAUAAUCAAACAUUUAUAUGUGUAUAUGUAUGUAUGUACUGUAUGUACGUAUGUAAAUUUGUGUGCGCACAUCUGCAAUAUGCCCAUUUUUAAAAAUUUGAUUUUCCGUUCUCUUUCGACUUCUCUUAGAAUUUUAGUGCCAUUGCUGCACUUCUAAAUAAUUGGCAAUACAGUGUCAACAUUUUACCAAGCAAAAGUUUAUAUAGAAACAAUUACAUCAUCUAUUUCUCUAAUUCUGUAAACUUCAGACAGACGAUCAGACAUUUUCAAAUGACAUUUUUAUUUUCUCGGCUCUUCCACUCAAUACUUCUAGAUGUCUCGUAUGUUCCCGACACGUGCCAUACUCUUGAUUUACUCGACAUUGUUUUCACUCUGUCCACCAAAGAGAUGUUGGACUAUGGUUUGUAAGUUCUUUGCCUCAAAUGUUCAAAAGAGUCUUGAUCUCAAAGGAUUUUGCAAACAAUGAAUUUAUGUAUGCAUGUUUGUUAAUGGGAUUUAAAAUGACUGUUGUACAUAUAUAUAUAUUACACGACUUUUGGUGGCAAUAUGUAUCUUAAUGUACAUUUGUGUCUUUCUUUGUUGACAUUGCCGCCAGAAAAAGCGGUGUGGAUUAUUUCGAGAGUACUUUAAAUUUCAUUGGUGAUUAAAAUCGACCAUCCGAAAAAUUUUAAUUUCGAGACAAAAAACAUUUUUGUUUAACUAAUUUAAGUUAUGAAAAUUUUAUUUGAAGUGUAUAUUCAGACAAACUGAGAAUAUUUAGUAAAAGUAAUUUAUUUAACUAAUGUUACAUCCAAAAAUUUCCUAGCUUUUUUAAAAUAAAU